Messenger RNA from Hyphopichia burtonii NRRL Y-1933, 1394 nucleotides. Its product is annotated as putative pantothenate transporter. Gene Ontology annotation, molecular function: transmembrane transporter activity. Bases 1 to 1356 code for a protein of 451 amino acids. The transcript has 3 exons. Gene Ontology annotation, cellular component: membrane. Gene Ontology annotation, biological process: transmembrane transport. NCBI's taxonomy places the organism in Eukaryota, Fungi, Ascomycota, Pichiomycetes, Serinales, Debaryomycetaceae. The record is from RefSeq and is a predicted model, not a curated record.
AUGUCAACUCAAACAGUAGUUGAAGAAGAAUUCAAACUGAAGAAUGAAGAGAAAAAAUUUGUUAGAAAAUUAGAUAUUUAUUUACUUACUUGGGGGGUUGUUCUGUAUAUCUUGAAAAACGUUGAUCAAGCAAAUUAUAAAAAUGCUUAUGUUAGUGGGAUGAAAGAAGAUUUAAAUAUGUCCGGUAGUGAUUAUAAUUGGUUAUCAACUUAUUAUACCAUUGGAUACGCUAUAGCAGCAAUUCCUUGUCAAAUUUUAAUGACAAGAGUUAAAGCUUCUUAUUUUAUGGGAGGUUGCGAAUUAGUUUAUGGUAUCUAUAAAGUAAAUUAUUUAUUUGGACUUCGUUUUUUAAUUGGAUUUUUUGAAAGUUGUAGUUGGUCUGGUAUAACUUUUGUACUUUUCAAUUAUUAUAAUCCACAAGAGUUAUCCUUUAGAGGUGGUCUUAUAAUGGUAGCCACCCAAUGUGGUAGAGCAUUUACUGGAUUUAUGCAAGCUGCCAUUUAUACUAACUUAGAAGGAUCUCAAGGUAUUCCUGGUUGGAGAUGGUUAUUCAUCAUCAAUGGGGCAAUUACCGUUGUUAUUGCACUUUCUGGAUUCUUUCUUAUCCCUGAUACUCCAGAUAAUGGCGGUGCCAAAUGGAUGACACCAGGAGAAAUUUCCAUAGCUAAAUCUAGAGUUGAAAAAUUGGGAAGAAGAACAGUUAGAAAAUUCGAAUGGAAAAAAUAUUUUAAACCUUUUUUAGAUUAUAGGUUUUAUAUCAUUACCCUUGCAUAUUCAGGUUGGGACUUAGGCUCGUCUGCUACAAGUUAUAUAACUUUAUGGUUAAAAGCAAUGAAAAACAGUGAUGGUACUCCAAAAUAUUCUGUACAACAAGUUGAUUUGAUCCCUGGUGCUGGUUACCUUUUAGCAGCUUUAAGUAUUAUUAUUGUGACUAGGUUUGCUGAUUUGACUCAAAAAAGAAUUCAUUCUCUUGUUUUCCAACAAAUUUGUGGUGUUAUUGGUUGUAGUAUCCUUUCUGCUUGGCCCAAAAGUAAUGGUGCCAAAUUUGCCGGGUUUUUCAUCAUGUACACAGUACAAUCAACAGGUCCAAUCAUUACCUCUUUUAUACCUGAGAUUUGGCGUCUAGAUAACGAAGUCAGAUCAACAAUCAUUGUUAUGAUUGUUAUUUUCACCCAUGUCAUGAAUGCAUGGUUACCUUUAGUAGUUUUCCCAACUGAUCAAGCCCCUCAUUAUAAAGCUGGUUACGAAGUUAUGCUUGCAUUCAAUGCCAUGUCUUUGAUCGGAUGCGUGCUAUUCCAUUUCUUUGUUUAUAAGAAAUUUAAACAAGAGGAAGACUCCAUUGAAUUCGAAAAGUAAGUUUAUAGAAUAUUAAUUUUUUUUGCAGCAAAACAAAC